Messenger RNA from Oncorhynchus gorbuscha (pink salmon), 8838 nucleotides. RefSeq names its product vacuolar protein sorting-associated protein 13B-like. The record is from RefSeq and is a predicted model, not a curated record. Lineage: Eukaryota; Metazoa; Chordata; Actinopteri; Salmoniformes; Salmonidae.
AUGAAUAAAGAUCCUCUGAGCCGAGGAUUCCUCUGCUCUGCCUCAGAUAAAGAUCCUCUGAGCCGAGGAUUCCUCUGCUCUGCCUCAGAUAAAGAUCCUCUGAGCCAAGGAUUCCUCUGCUCUGCCUCAGAUAAAGAUCCUCUGAGCCAAGGAUUCCUCUGCUCUGCCUCAGAUAAAGAUCCUCUGAGCCAAGGAUUCCUCUGCUCUGCCUCAGAUAAAGAUCCUCUGAGCCAAGGAUUCCUCUGCUCUGCCUCAGAUAAAGAUCCUCUGAGCCAAGGAUUCCUCUGCUCUGCCUCAGAUAAAGAUCCUCUGAGCCAAGGAUUCCUCUGCUCUGCCUCAGAUAAAGAUCCUCUGAGCCAAGGAUUCCUCUGCUCUGCCUCAGAUAAAGAUCCUCUGAGCCAAGGAUUCCUCUGCUCUGCCUCAGAUAAAGAUCCUCUGAGCCAAGGAUUCCUCUGCUCUGCCUCAGAUAAAGAUCCUCUGAGCCAAGGAUUCCUCUGCUCUGCCUCAGAUAAAGAUCCUCUGAGCCAAGGAUUCCUCUGCUCUGCCUCAGAUAAAGAUCCUCUGAGCCAAGGAUUCCUCUGCUCUGCCUCAGAUAAAGAUCCUCUGAGCCAAGGAUUCCUCUGUUCUGCCUCAGAUAAAGAUGCGAUGUUAUUGGGGCUGUUUAACCUCAUAACGUCCCUCUCCCUGUUUUCCUCCCCCAGGCGAGCGUUGAACCUGGGCAUCCUGCGCGACCCGGGGUCAGAGGUGGAGGACCGUCAGUACCAGCUGGAUCUGCAGUCCAUCAACAUCGGUACCGCCCAAUGGGACCAGCUCAAACCAGAGAAGGAGGGGUCUAAGGGGGGCGUGUCCACCGAGACAGAGAGGAACUCACAGAACCCUGCCUUGGAAUGGAACCUGGCCAGCAGUAUAAGGAGACACCAGGAGAGGAGAGCCAUCCUCACCCCCAUCCUGACGGACUUCUCUGUCAGGGUGACAGCAGCACCUGCCAUCAUAUUCAACAAGCCCAGAUCCCCUGACAACAGACAAGUGGAGGAGGUGCUGGUGUGUGGUCACUCCCUGGAGGUGAAUGCAACAUCUAGUCUGCAGUUCUUCCUCAGUGUGGCCCAGGUCCACCUGCUGCAGCUACUGUUCCAAGCCAACAUGGUGGAGAGACCUGCCCCAGAGACCAGACAGGUAAGAGAUGGUCACAUCCCAACCCAGGUCCACCUGCUGCAGCUACUGUUCCAAGCCAACAUGGUGGAGAGACCUGCCCCAGAGACCAGACAGGUAAGAGAUGGUCACAUCCCAACUCAGGUCAACAUGGUGGAGAGACCUGCCCCAGAGACCAGACAGGUAAGAGAUGGUCACAUCCCAACUCAGGUCAACAUGGUGGAGAGACCUGCCCCAGAGACCAGACAGGUAAGAGAUGGUCACAUCCCAACUCAGGUAAACAUGGUGGAGAGACCUGCCCCAGAGACCAGACAGGUAAGAGAUGGUCACAUCCCAACUCAGGUCAACAUGGUGGAGAGACCUGCCCCAGAGACCAGACAGGUAAGAGAUGGUCACAUCCCAACUCAGGUAAACAUGGUGGAGAGACCUGCCCCAGAGACCAGACAGGUAAGAGAUGGUCACAUCCCAACUCAGGUCAACAUGGUGGAGAGACCUGCCCCAGAGACCAGACAGGUAAGAGAUGGUCACAUCCCAACUCAGGUAAACAUGGUGGAGAGACCUGCCCCAGAGACCAGACAGGUAAGAGAUGGUCACAUCCCAACUCAGGUCAACAUGGUGGAGAGACCUGCCCCAGAGACCAGACAGGUAAGAGAUGGUCACAUCCCAACUCAGGUCAACAUGGUGGAGAGACCUGCCCCAGAGACCAGACAGGUAAGAGAUGGUCACAUCCCAACUCAGGUCAACAUGGUGGAGAGACCUGCCCCAGAGACCAGACAGGUGCAGCGUGGGGAGCAGCAGUGUCGGUCCUCGGCGGGGUCUUGCGGUGUGGACUCGUCGUCCAGUCGCAGCGGCGUCCAGGACAGUGGGUUCGGCAGCGACAGCGCCAGGAUCCGUAUCGUCCAGAUGGAGCAGCAGAGUGGAGGUUCCCAGCAACGCAUCGCUAGACCCUCCAGGGAGUCCACCGUCAUCAAGAACCUCUCCUUCGUCCCCUUCGACGUCUUCCUGACCGCGAGUAAACUCUCUCUCAUGACCUACGCCUGCUCCACUCUAGCCAAGACCCCCCCCGCCUCGCCGGAGAAGAGGGAUGGAGACGGGCCGACAGGGAAGAGUGUCCUGAACCAGCCAGACACCAUCCCUACCUCCUCCUCCUCCCCCAACCCUCCUCCCCCGGUCCCUCUGUCAGGGCUGACAGCAGAGGACCUCCUGAACAGUAACACCGUUCCCCAGGAGCCCCGCGGUUCCCUCCUCUCCCUGGACUCCCUGCCCGCCCCCAGCCGCUCCUCGGCCCGCCAGGCCCUGGGGGUCACCAUCGUGAGGCAGCCUGGGAGGAGAGGGGCUGGAGACUGGGUCCUGGAGCCUCUACUGUACCUCCAGGUGCUCCAGCCAUCGGCCCUGCUCAGCUGUCACCACCGUAAACAGAGGAUGGACGUGUCUGUGUUUGAUGUGUCUCUGAGGGGAGUCUCCUCUGACUAUAAGUGUCUGGAUCCAGGGAAGUCUCUCCCAGAGGUAUUAGACUACAGUGUAUUGUGGGUCCAGACAGUAUCAGGAGAGUCUGACAGUCAGACAGGUGUUCCUCCUCCUCUGGCCUGUCUGCAGAUCAGAGACUUCCUCAGUGGACCAGCGGAGCUGAACGUGGAGCUGUCCCGGCCCCUGAAGGUGAACCCUACGCUGGUGAAACUGGAGCAGACCAAAGCCUACCUGAGGAGGGUCCUACCUCAUCACUACUGGGAGUCUCCCAAACCCCCCUCCACCCCUCAUUCCUCCCCCAGUAGGACCUCGUCCUCCUCUCCCCCUCGUCCCGACCCCUCCCACCUCAGCUCCCUAAGGUCCCUGGCACCCUUCCACAAGGUGUCCCUCCGCACCGCCCAGAUCGUGGUUGUCAUGGAGACCGAGUCGCACCCUGCCCGGCCCAGCCUGUCCUGGUCGGUGUCGGCUAUGAAGGGUAUCAUGAACAUGAAGACUGGGCCCAAGCUAGACGACCCGGUCCAGUCAGUCUCAGUGCUGUUGGAGCUGCAGGAUAUCCUGUUAAGGACGGGUCUGAAGGAUCGGAGCCGUCUGCUGCUGGGGCCUUUCUCCUGUAGCGCCGCCCUAGAGGCCAGGUGGUGUAGGCACAGCAGUUCUGAACCUGAGACUGGGACCCCUAAACUACUGCUGGACCUGAAGGGAGGCCUACUGCAGGUGUUCUGGGGCCAGGAGCAUGUAAACUGUCUGCGGCUGGUGUAUGAACACCUGCAGGCCUACCUCCAGAGGAACCAGGGAUCUGGGUCUGGGACUGGGUCUGGGGCUGGGACUGGGUCUGGGUCUGGGUCUGGGUCUGGGACUGGGACUGGGGCUGAAGAGGAAAAGCCCCCCUUUGCCACCCAGUCACCCCCCUCCCCUGAAUCCCCCUCCCCCAGGACAGAACACAGCUCUGAUGACCUCCGCACUGGGCUGUUCCAGUACAUACAGAACUCAGCCUAUCAGAAACUACCUGGUCCAUAUGAGGUUGUGUUCUAUAACGAAACAGACGACAGUCCCGGCGUCAUGCUGUGGCGUUACCCAGAAUCCCGCGUGUUGACCUUCGUACGCAUCACUCCAGUCCCCUUCAACACCACCGAGGACCCCGAGAUCAGCACCGCAGACCUGGAGGUGCCGUGCAGCCUGGAGUAUUGGGACGAGCUCCAGCACGCCUUCGUCCCCUACCGAGAGUUCAGCCUAUCAGAGAGUAGCGCCUGCGAGCUGACCCUGCCCAGCCUGACGCUGACCAAUGAGCAGAAGGAUCUGGUGACCUCUGACCUGUGGAGGAUCGUCCUCAACAACAACCCAGACGGAGGAGACGAACAGAGUUCUGACAGUGAGUCAGGUUCUCAGCAGGGUUCCUCGGGGUCCCAGCUUCUGCCCUGUGACCAGCUGGUGUCCCCCACGGCGCUGGCAGCUUGUACCCGUGUCGACUCCUGCUUCGCCCCCUGGUCCGUGCCCUCCCUGGGCGUGUCUCUCACCCUGGCACAGAUACAGCUGCACCUCUACCACCACCUGGAGCAGCUGGGCACAGCGCCGUCACGUCGACUCCGCCCCUUCCUGCCGGACAGGAAGUUGCCCCAGGAGCAAGAGUACCUGGUCAUCGGGGCACAGGAGCCGCGGCUGUUCCUCCGCCAGUGGAGCGGCGGCGUCGGCGGUAACGUCAGCGCCGCCCGGCUCUGCCAGGAGAUCCAGUUCUCCACCGAGCUGGACUGCAGAUUGUUGGAGUACCGGAACUUGACUUGGCUCAGCCUGCUGCAGCCGUUCAUACUGCAGGGUCAGGCUGCGGUCACACGCUGCUCCAACAACGUCCUCCUGGACGGGAACGUCUUCGUAGACCCGGUCUUCAUCAACAUCAGCCAGAACACCGUUCACAGUCUGGAUACGGCCCUACGGGCCUGGCAACAGAACGGGGAUGAAGGUGCAGAGGAGUUGUUGAUCAGUCACCAUGUGCUCUGUAACGACACCCAGGAGACCCUGAGGUUUGGCCAGGUGGACACCGAUGAGAACGUCCUGCUGCCCUCCUCACACAGCCACCAGUACAGCUGGAGGAGCCACAAGUCACCACAGCUCCUUCAUAUCUGUAUAGAGGGCUGGGGUAACUGGCGUUGGUCUGAGGCCUUCAGUGUGGACAACGUGGGGACUCUGUUGAGGACUAUCCAAUAUAAAGGACGGACUGCGUCGCUCAUCAUCAAGGUGUUGCAGCUCAACGGUGUCCAGAAACAGGUAAUCAUCUGUGGUCGCCAGGUGAUGUGUAGUUACCUGUCUCAGGACAUUGAUCUGCGGGUGGUGCAGCACUAUGUGAAUCCAGAAGACCAGACGGUGGUUAAGGAACAUGUUGACUGUCUGGAGGCUGGGAGGAAGCUGCCCUCCUACGUGCUGGAGGACUCAGAGCUGACAGAGCUGUGUGUCAGAACCAGAGGAGAUGAGGACUGGUCUCGGGAUGUCAGACUGGAGAGGAAGGAGAAGGAGAGGGGGAGUAGCUCUGUGGUACAGGUGCCUUGUUCCAGCGGCUCGUUGCUCUACGUGUGGUGCACCCUGAUCACCAUGGAAACGGACUCUCACAUGCAGCAGAGAGUGGUUGUAUUUAGUCCUCUGUUCAUGAUGCGUAGCCACCUUCCAGACCCUGUCAUCAUCCACACAGAGAAGAGAAGUCUGGGGCUGAGAGAGAGUCAGCUGAUCCAGGGACAGGGUCACCAGGAACAACUACUGAACACGGAGAAUGACCUGACACACCACCUCACCUUCCAGGCCAGUGAGGACGAGGAUGCGUCUCACUGUGCGGUGCCCAUCUCCACCAGUGUGAUCAAACAGAUAGUGAACAGGAACCAGGCUGGGUUGGAGGACAGCCAGGACCACAUACUGGCAGACUUCUACGGUCUGAAGAACAACAGCCAGUCUCCAUGGCCCUACGUCAGCAAGGACACAGACAGACCUGGAUCAGAAGUCCUAGCCCAGUGGGACAGCCCCAUGCAGGUGAAGUUGUCAGCCUGGAUGUCUGGUCUCAACACUCUUCUAGUAGAGCUCAUCCCCUGGGCCCUGUUGACCAACCACUCUACAUGGGACCUCUGGCUGUUUGAAGGAGAGACCAUCGUCCUGCAGAUACCCGCUGGAAAGACCCUCGUUCCUCCUAACUUCAAGGAGGCGUUUCAGCUGGGUAUCUACUGGUCCGACACUAACACGGUCCAUAAGUCUACAGCCCUGAAGCUGGUCCAUGACCUGACGUCUCCGCGCUGGAAAGAGGGUGUCAGUCCUGAGGUCCUCACCCUGGACGAGGAGGGCUAUGUGGAGGCAGAGAUCCCCCUGGGGAGGAACCCUGGGAGACAGAAGGUUUGUCAGUUCUGCGUGUCGUCUGUGGUGAGACACGGCAUUCAGAUUAUCCAGAUAGAAGACAGGACCAUCCUGGUUAACAACACCCCCUACUUCCUGUCAUAUAGAGCCCUACUGUCUGACCAGGCCCUGGGGACCACAGACCAGGCCUGUUCUCUCCCAGAUACAGCGGUGCUCAGCCUUGCCCCAGCGGGAGAGAACACACCUUCCACACCUGUCUCUGUGGCCUGCUGGGACCUGCUGAGAAAGGAGGGGGAGAUCCCUCAGUUCCCUCUACCAACCAGACACAUGAUGUUCAGCUGCCUGCCCACCAUAGACUCUGGACCUGCAGCUGGGUCUGAGUCCUGGAGCCUCCCGGCCCCCAUCAGACCUGACUUCCCCAGGCAGAGUGUGGCCGUCCCUGGGGAGAUCUGCAGUAGCAGUGGCCUGAGCACCAGAGCGUUGGUGAUGACGUAUCAGGAACACCUGGGCGUCACCUACGUGGCUGAGCGGGACCCCUGUCCUCACAUGGUCAUCCACAACCAGACCCCUCUGUCUAUGCUGCUCAGGGAGAAUCUUCCCCGCCUGCAGACAGAAGAGCCUCUACCCACCGUGCUGCUGAAGGCCAGUCCUGACCCCAACAGUCUGCAGCCCAGCGACCUGCAGGCGUCUCCGGAGUGGAGCGACCCCGUGGACAUCAACUGCCCCGGCACACAGGUGGUUUUCCUUCCAGGGUUUGGCUGUCUCUACAUAGAUGUCGUCCAUCAGGAUGGCACAGUCAUCCUCACCCUGGCACCAGAGGGCAGCGUGGACUCUGUCAUGAGCCUGCACAACAGGACGUCCAAUCGGAAGCUGGCGUUCAGGGUGUUGCUGAGCGAGGCCAGUGUGUCGCUGAGUGAUGACAUCACCAGUCGUUCGGGUUCCGUGGAGCUCUUGAGGCUGACUCUGUCCAAACUGCUACUGAACCUGUGUCCUGCCCGUCUGGGUGACUCUGGCAUGGGGCUGGUCACCGCCGGGAUGGGAGAGGCCUGUCUGGUCGAAGUCCACUGUGCCAGCCUGCAGGUGGAUAACCAGCUGUAUAACCGUGCCAGCUUCCACUUCCCAGUGUUGUUGUGCCAGGAGCAGUGUGUGGAGCUCCCCUCUGGACCAGCGAUGCCAACCCACCACCUCACUACAGGCCUGGAGGAGUUUAAGGCGUCGUGCUUCCUCCAGCUGGGACUCACCUUGGACAGGGAGGGCUACCGUGUGGACCAGCUGACCUUCCACAUCAAACCAGCCCGUCUCUACCUAGAGGACACCUUCGUCUACUACAUCAAGACUCUGUCUCACACCUACAUCCCAGACUCAGCCCUGGCCCCUUCCCCGGGCCCUAACCCCUCGGAGCGCUGCGGGGGUCCCCUGCUCCCGGAGACCGUCCUUCAGUCCAUCCCAGCCCUGGUGCAUCCUCUGAGGCUGCAGCGCCUGGUCAUUCAGCCGGUCGACCUGUUGGUCAGCAUCCACGCCUCUCUGAAGCUCUACAUCGCCUCGGAUCACACGCCGUUGUCGUUCUCCCUGUUCGACAGAGGACCGCUCUGUACUACAGCCAGACAGCUGGUCCACGCACUCACCAUGCACUACGCUGCCGGGGCACUGUUCAGGGCUGGCUGGGUGGUGGGGUCUCUGGAUCUCCUUGGUAGUCCUGCCAGUCUGGUGAGGUCCUUCGGUAACGGAGUAUCAGACUUCUUCCGUCUGCCAUAUGAGGGUUUGACCCGGGGCCCGGCCUUCGUCAGCGGAGUGUCACGAGGAACCACCUCGUUCGUCAAACACAUCUCUAAAGGCACGCUGACUUCCAUCACCAACCUGGCGACCAGCCUGGCCAGGAACAUGGACCGGCUGUCCCUGGACGAGGAGCACUAUACCAGGCAGGAGGAGUGGAGGAGGCAGCUGCCUGAGAGCCUGGGGGACGGACUCAGACAGGGCCUGUCUAGACUGGGCAUCAGCCUACUGGGAGCGAUAGCUGGCAUCGUGGACCAGCCCAUGCAGAACUUCCAGAGGGGUUCAGAGAUGCAGAGUUCAGCAGGCAGCAAGGCCAAAGGGGUCAUCUCUGGAGUGGGGAAAGGCAUCGUGGGGGUCUUUACCAAACCUAUAGGGGGCGCAGCAGAGCUGGUCUCGCAGACGGGACACGGUAUCCUUCAUGGAGCUGGUCUCUGGCAGCUCCCCAAACAGCUGUACCUCCCAGUAGACCAGAGGUCGGCCCUCGCGCCCAACAGUCACGUCAAAUACGUCUGGAAGAUGCUCCAGUCCCUGGGUCGUCCAGAGGUUCACAUGUCCCUGGAGGUGGUGAUCGUGUCCGGGUCGGGUCAGGAGCAUGCUGGGUGUCUGCUGCUGACAGGGGAGGUGGUGUUUGUGGUCAGUCUGUCUGAAGACACACAGCAGCAGGCCUUCCCCAUCACCGAGGUGGCCUGUCAACAAGACCCCCACCACCUGGGGGCGCUGACCCUCACGCUGCAGCAGCAGAGACUCACCAACGAUGUAGAGGGUGACAGUGGGAGGGAGUGGUUGUCAGAGCAGCAGUAUGGUCGCCUGGUGGACUAUGUGACUCGUGCGUCUGCCUUCCUCUCCCCGUCGGCCUCGUCCCUCCAGCAGGCUCCUCCCAUCACCCCGGCCGAGCCUCCGCCCGCCGUCACCAAGACCUACCGUUACCUGGUCAGCCCCGCCCACGCCGCCGUGUUCGUCUCCAAGUUCACCAUGGUCAAGAACAAGGCGCUGCGCAUCGGCUUCCACUGACACACACACCUUUAGAGAGACACACCUGUACACACACACCUUAACAGAGACCCUGACACACACUCACACACACACCUUAACAGAGACCCUGACACACACUCACACACACACCUUAAC